GAAUCUGUUCUCAGUCAGUCAGGAAAGAUGGCGGCCCCUACAAAACAGUAAGUUGCAAACAUGUUCGUGUUGUUAACGUACGAUAAUAUUACAUUAUAGCUUAUUCUAUUUGUUUGGGUUUUGUGUGCUUGGAGGCAAUGGUUAUACUGCUUAGUGCUUAUUUCUAAUUAAAGACCGAUAUUUUUUGUAUCUCUAUCGCUACUUUGUUUGCUGGUUAACGAUGUGCUAACCUUGUGCUAACCAGCGUUUGUCUAACCCAAAUCAUGUUUACUUUUAUAUCAUAUAAUGUAGCAAUACUUGGGUUGUCUUUUCUUUGGGUAAUUUGAACACACGCUUUACUUCUCAUGCUAUCAUUUUUUAGUAGCAGAAGUUCAAAACAACAGACUUCGAUGUCAUUCAUUCAGUUGUCUUAACACUAGUGUCAGAUGUAAACCUUUGUAUUUGAACCAGCAGAGAUCCCCCUUUUCUGAAUGAAUUGGAGAAAUGUAUGUUUGUGAAAUAAACAUGCAAGUUUGCUGCAAGAGAGAAAAAGCAUUUUUCCUUUAAUUUUCUAAAGGUAUGGGCUGAUCUUGCCUCAGAAGAAAGGAGCAUCAAAGACUUCAAUGCUGCAAAAACCCUCUGUGUUUGGAGAUGACUCAGAUGAUGAGGUGUGCAAACUUCUGUAUUUGUUUUAAGCAGGAUGUCAUAAAUCAUAAGCUGUCACACCCUUUUUUUUUGCAAAAGUAAAUUAAUUUGUGUGUUUUGUUUGUCAGACGUCUGUUGGGGAGAGUCUGCAAAAAGAAGCUGUCAAAAAGAAGAUGAUGAAGCAGGUCGGUGGAACAUUUAAAAAGUAAGGUAUUUUAUCUACGAUUGAUAUUUUCCGCUCAGUCCUUCAUCUGUCUUUCUCUUCCCCCCGUACAAAGACACGUUUGGAGAUGCAGAAAGCCCUGGAAGAGGACAGCACAGUGUACGAUUACGAUGCUGUGUAUGAUGACAUUCAAAAGCAGAGGAUUGAGAGCAACAAAAAACUUCUGCAUGGCGCUGACAAAAGGGUAACCUCACUUGCAUUCACCUGUUGGGUUGUUGAAAUUUUGAACAGGGAUUUGAGAAUAAAUUGAUGGUUAGCAAUGACUGACUUUUUGUCUCAAUUUUACAGCCAAAGUACAUCCAUCAGUUGAUGAAAGCAGUUGAGGACCGGAAGAAAGAACAGGAACGAAGAGAAGAGAGGAAGAUUCAGAAGGAAAGGGAGGCAGAAGGAGAAGAGUUUGCAGACAAAGAGGCUUACGUCACAUCCGCUUACAGGCAAAAACUUGAAGAGCAGAAGGAGGAGCUGGAGCGAGAGAAGAGAGAAGCAGCCUUGGAAGGUUAGAAAAAUACUUCAUGACUACUAUUACCAUGCCUGCAUAUGGGGUUUGUCAGUGAUAAUUGAAAUACUAACACUCCAGAUUAUGUGUUAAUUCCUCUAAAUUGGAUUUGUCAACUAAACCUUUUACAAUCUGGGUACAGUUAUGCUUUAUUACCUGUCAAAUAAGUUAUUGCAAGCUGGAGAAAUCAGGAAAGUCACUUUAAAUGAGUUGAGGAGUAUUUUUAAGGUCUUAAAAAGGUUGCUGGUUAUGGUACAUGAAAUAAUAUUCACAAUUUGCCUGAGCUGAACUCUCUUUCUUUACUUAGCUGCCCUAGACGUAAAGAAACAAAAAGACUUGAGCGGCUUCUACCGACACCUGCUGAAUCAGACUGUCGGAGAGGAGGAAGUACCAGAUCGCUCAGCAGCCAAGUAAAUCAAAGAUCCUUGUUUCUUGGUCAUUCAUGAUUUCAAUUGUCAAUAGUAAAACAAAAAUAUUAAACCUCUUUCUUCCUUUUCCCACAGAAAUCAAGCCUCAAAAGACACUGAGAGGACUUCACCUGUACCUUCACCAACAUCCCAUGAAAAAAUCCCAAGUUCAUGUAGUGACAGUGAGGAGGGGCAUGAGCAGAGAUCCGGGUUUAACAAGCCUGGAAUUGGCUCCACUCAUUCAAAACGCCAAUACAGACAGAGGUCGCCUUCAUCAGGAAGUGCAGAGGAGAAGGAGAAAGAGAGGGAGAGAGACAGACAUAAGAAAAGCCACAGAGAUCAAGGCAGAGACAGGGACAGAGACAGAGAUAGAGACAAAGAGAGGGACAGAGAAAGAGACAGAGACAGGGACAGAGACAAAGACCGAGACAGAGAGAGGGAUAGACAUAAAAACAGAGACAGGGACAGGGACAGUGAUAGAAACAGGGGAAGGGAAAGAGAUGAAAGACACGGGGGAAGAAGAGAUGACAGAGAUAGAAAGAAAGACAGGGACAAGGACAGAGACAGAGGCAGAGAAGACGACAAAAACAGAGGCAAGGGGCAUACAGCCCGGGAAGACAGGCAGGGGAAGAGAGAGAGAAGCCCUAAAGACAGAGAGAGAGAUACGAACGGAGAGAGAGAGAAGAGGACAAAUCCAGAUGAGGACAAACAGAGGGACAAAGACCGUGAAAAAGAGAGGGAGAGAGGAAAGGAGGCAGAUAAGGAGAUAUUGGUGGAGAAAGAAGAGAAAGAUCAGGAGAGGAAGGAAGAAGCCACAAAGGAGAAAGAGGAUGUACAAAGACAGGAAGGUGAGGAUCAGGCCAACAAGUUUGCAAAGCGAAGCACGGAUCAGACUGUUAGUUCAGCGAGAGAGCGGUUCAUGGCCAGACAGAUGGCACGCUCGGCCUGUAAAGCCUACAUAGAGAAAGAGGAGGACUGAGGGCUGAAUUCCUGAAACAUCCCAACAUGGCAUGAAGCCUCUUUUUCAAAUGUAGACAAUAAGGAUUUUGUUAUUUAAUUUCUGUCUCCCCUAUAUAUUUUAUUAAAAGAACAAAACCAAAAAUGUUAAGUUGUUUCUUCUUGAAUACUUAAAUCUUCCUAAACUGCUACUAAAGCCAUUAAACUCCUGCAUGGUUUGGUGAGUCCCCAUAACAGCAGGGAAAUGUAGUUUUUACUCAGUAUUCCUGAAAAAGACAGAAAAACAGACUUUUUUUUUUGCAAACAUUUGGAGGCUUGAAUUAAAACACAUUUGCUGCCACAGAGUUUUGUGGCACUUGUACAUUUUGUGGGGAAUCAAUUCACUGUGACAACUGAGGUGACUUUUUUGUUCAAGUUUUGGACGACAGAAGAGAAACAUUUUACACUUAUGCUAAACAUUUGAUACUUGUCAGAAGGAGCAUUUCAGUGUUAAUUUUUGUAUUGUAACGUAAUUUUUCGAAAAAGCACUACACUUUGUAAACAUCCUGCCACUGAACCUACGGUAUGCUGCAGUGGAGAUGUUCAAACAGCAGAGUGUGCUCACGGUCUUUAAUGAGGGUUUCCUAUUAGCCUGAAGGAGGUGGGUUGUUGAUUUCUUACUGUGAAACAAGGGUGCUGACUUGUACAUAUGAGUUGUGAUAGAAGCCUCUGGAAAUACACCAUAAAUAAUGACUGUACAUAGGAAAUAUUGUGUCACCUUAUUUCUGAGGAUGAAUAAAUAUGGGGUUAUGAGUGAGUUGUUGAAGUUGUUUGUUUUCUGUUGACUGUUGAAUUAUUAAAAUAAUCCCCUCUCGACAUUCUCA
Xyrichtys novacula (pearly razorfish) is the source of this 3570-nucleotide messenger RNA. The record is from the annotation of a GenBank genome assembly. Lineage: Eukaryota; Metazoa; Chordata; Actinopteri; Labriformes; Labridae.